Molecule: messenger RNA, 1170 nt
Organism: Plasmodium adleri (nom. inval.)
Lineage: Eukaryota; Apicomplexa; Aconoidasida; Haemosporida; Plasmodiidae
Product: mitochondrial ribosomal protein S18 precursor, putative
Exons: 1
Coding region: 1-1170 (389 amino acids)
Biological process (GO): translation
Cellular component (GO): ribosome
Molecular function (GO): structural constituent of ribosome
Source: RefSeq, a predicted model, not a curated record
AUGAUUGUUUUGUUAAGAAAAAAUAAUUUAAAAAAGACUCUUGACACAUUUCAUGUGCGUUGUAAUAAUAAACUUAUAUUUAUGAGAGGGUUCAUAAAUGAGCACACAAAAGAACCGAUAAAGAAUACAAUAGAUGAUAAUAAUAAUAAUAAGAAAAUGAAAUUAAAUAAAAAUUUAGAAGAUGUGAAAGUUUCCAAAGAGAAUUCAUGCAAUGCUUUAUUUGAUGAAUGCUUAGAAGAAUUAUAUAGAAUGAAAAAAAAAGUUGAUAAAGAUAGUGUAGAAUAUGACAAUUCUCCUGUUAUUGAAGAAUUAAAUAGAGAAGAAUUAAAAAUAACAAGAAAUAUUUUUGAAAGAAUUAAUAAGAAACAAAAACAUAUUUCCAAUUUAAGUUAUAAAGAUAUAUAUAUUGAUCCUUAUUGGAAUCCUUUCAAAGAUGUAGAUAAUUUAAAACAAGAAAUUUUAUAUGAAUUUAAUGAAUAUUCAAAAAUGGCAAGUAUUGUUGAAUUAAAAAAACAAAGAAGAGCUAUAAAAAAAUCUUUGAAGGAACAAUAUAAAUUAUAUAAUCCCUAUUCAGAAGAAUAUAAUAAACAUUUUAAUUUAAAUAUGGAUAAUGAUAUAAAAGAACAACAAAUGGAAUGUCAUGAUAAAGAUGAAAAAUAUUGGAAUCCAUCUUUUAAUAAAAGAAAAAUAUUAAAUAUAAAAAGUCCAUUUAUAUGGAGAUAUACUCAUUUAUUACAUCAUUUUAUAGGUGAAAAUGGUUUAAUAUUACCUAGAAAAAUUAAUAUGACCACAAGAAAACAACAAAUACAAAUAUUUAAAUCUAUAUGUAUAGCUAGAAGAAUGGCUUUAUAUCCAUAUGAUAAAAAACCUGAAAAAGAUGAUCUCAUUCCUUUAAUGGACCCCUUACAAUUUUUAUUAGAUGAAUUAAUUCAUCGAUAUAUUCAAUUAAAUGAUUUAAGAGCACAGGCAAUCAUAAAAGUUAUGAUAAAUAGAUAUCCUUCUCUCAAUUAUUACAAAUAUUUUUUCUAUGAAUCAAAGAAAGAAAAAGAUAAAAAUGAAAAGACCGCACAGAAUCAAGAAGAAGAAAAUGUAACCGAAAAAAAGGAACCCUUCUCACAAAUGUUACAAAAAUAUAAGAAAAACUAUUAUGAGAAUUUUUAUAAAUAUUAA